ACCACGCAACGCAUCCAUCCAUCUUGUUGUCAUGCAUGCAACGCGAGAUGAGCUUCGGUUGCGGACUAAAGGGUAAAAGGCGUGUACGAGACCACAUCCCGCGCUCUAGGCCCCUGAUCGCACCUUCGCGCUUUCGCGCGUUCGUAGACUCCGACCCCCGAGCUCGGAAGUAAGUCGCAAGCCACAUGGCACAUUUCGUAGCAAACCCUGCUUCUUGUGUGUCGGAGUUUGUCGGCCAUAUCGGCACAGCCGCCUGCUGCUGCUGCUCCACCCGUGGACUCCACAUGCAAUUCUUGGAUGCCUUACAGUAAUGACUCUGUGUUGCACAAUAUAUGAGCGACCUGGAUCCCAAGACAGUAGAGCAACGAACAGCAAUACCUCCGGGUUGACUUGAUAUUCACACCGCCGUCCUUCGAGCAAAUACCCCGGCGUCAAGCCUUGCAGGAUCAACAUGUCCAUACGAAAUGACAAAGAGCUCCCAUCGAGCGCCACCUCACACACGGAACUAGAUUUUGAGAAGAGCAUAGAAGUCACGGUCGACCACCAUACUCGCGAAGACCAAGAGCCCGCAAAAGACGACGAAAUCGGCACCGACCUGGAGAAGCACCUCACCCGCAAAUCGAGCAAAGGGUCCAAAAAAGAAGAUUUUGUCGAAAAGUACCCGUUGUCAGAUCUUGACGCCGGCCUGGUGGGAUGGGACACGCAGGAUGAUCCUCUGAACCCGCGAAAUUUCCCGCGCAAGAGCAAAUUGUUCAUUUUGUUUCUGGUUUCCGCGAUCACGUUCUUGAGUCCGCUUGCAUCGAGUAUUUUUGCGCCGGGGAUCCCAUUUGUCAAUGCGGACUUUCACAAUACUUCUCAGCUCUUGGGAUCUUUCGCAGUCUCUGUGUAUAUUCUCGGUUUUGCGGUCGGACCACUCUUCCUCUCACCACUCUCCGAGAUCUACGGCCGCUGCAUCAUCAUGAACAUGAGCAAUGCCUUCUUCUGCGCCUUCACACUCGGAUGUGCACUUGCACCAAACCUCGGCGGUCUCAUCGCUAUGCGUUUCUUCGCCGGCGUUGGAGGCAGCGCUUGUCUGACCAUCGGCACUGGUGUCAUCGCAGAUCUCUUUGUUGCGUCGCAGCGUGGAAAAGCUGUUGCGUUGUAUUCCAUGGGUGUCCUGUUCGGUCCCAUCAUAGGGCCCAUCUGCGGUGGCUUCAUCGCGCAACGCGCCGGCUGGCGAUGGGAUAUGUGGGUCGUUCUCAUCGUCGCGGUUCUGCUCACCGCUGGACUAUUCGUCUUCAACCGCGAGACUAACCACGGCGUGCUUUUGAACCGCAAGACCAUCCGCCUACGAACCGAGCUACAGCGCCCAGAACUCAUAAACAUAAUGAACAACGACAAACCCGCCGCAGCCCUCCAACCAGAAGUCAUCUUACUGAACGGCAUCACGCGACCUAUGAAGAUGCUCUUGACCCAGCCCAUCGUUCUUCUCUGCUCGCUUUACAUGUCGUUCCUCUUCGGCCUGCUCUACCUGCUCUUCACCACGCUCACACCCGUCUUCAUCCAGACAUACGGCUGGGAAGCAGACAUAACGGGCCUAGCCUAUCUCGGGAUAGGAAUUGGCAGUCUCAUAGGCAUCAGUUUCGUUGCAAAGACGUCCGACGCAACAAUCAUCAAGCUCGCGAAGCUCAACGGCGGGAAGUAUGAGCCGGAGAUGCGUUUACCGCUGUGUGUGUUCUUCGGCUUUCUCAUCCCUGCAACGUUUUUCUGGUAUGGAUGGACGGCUCAGUAUAAAGUGCACUGGAUCGUGCCGAUUAUCAGUCUCAUACCCUUUGGUGUCGGCAUAAUGGGUAUCUUCGCCCCGCUGCAGACAUACCUGAUCGACUGCUUCCCGCAAUACGCCGCGAGCGCAAUCGCAGGAAUGACAUGCUUGCGCUGCCUUUUUGGUGCGCUUCUUCCGCUCGCAGGGCCGUCGGUGUACGACACGCUUGGCCUUGGGUGGGGGAACAGCAUUUUGGGAUUCAUUGCGAUUGCAUUCAUUCCGGUACCGGCGCUGUUGUUCAAGUACGGAAUAAUUAUUAGGGAGAGGUAUCCAAUCAGGUUUUAGAGUAGAUACGGAGGGAGCGGGAUGGUGGUGGUGCGAUUCAUACACAGUAAUAGACACGAUCUCGGAGCUACAAGAUGUAAUAACACGGAGAAGUGAGUUCUCGGGACCAUAAUGUUUAGCACGGUCCUCUCUGAAAAGGCGUCGUUUGCUUUCAACUGGGACAAGGGCCACCAGCUGCUU
Messenger RNA from Didymella exigua CBS 183.55, 2266 nucleotides. RefSeq names its product membrane transporter. Gene Ontology annotation, molecular function: transmembrane transporter activity. The record is from RefSeq and is a predicted model, not a curated record. Gene Ontology annotation, biological process: transmembrane transport. The coding region runs from base 452 to 2086 and encodes 544 amino acids. Lineage: Eukaryota; Fungi; Ascomycota; Dothideomycetes; Pleosporales; Didymellaceae. The transcript is spliced from 5 exons.